This is a messenger RNA of Solea senegalensis (Senegalese sole), 2617 nucleotides long. RefSeq names its product SID1 transmembrane family member 2-like. The record is from RefSeq and is a predicted model, not a curated record. Bases 596 to 2617 code for a protein of 673 amino acids. Gene Ontology annotation, cellular component: membrane. The transcript is spliced from 19 exons. Lineage: Eukaryota; Metazoa; Chordata; Actinopteri; Pleuronectiformes; Soleidae.
UUGUAGCAGUGGUGGCAGUAUGGGGCGCUAUCGGGACAGAUUUGCCACACUGUAAACACACACACAGCCCGAGAAGCAUUUCAACACGAUGUCGUGGAACCGUGACAGCUGCCUGACGUGUAAACAAAAUUAGUGCCGUUUUUAAUUUUUCACGCGUUCCGCGACGCUGGACCUGAACUCGGGACUGACAACACGGACGGAGCUGCCUCACCAGCAUCCACAUCAACAAUGCUAACGUUAGCACCGUUAGCUAGCUGCCUGCCAGGCUUAUAAUGUGCUUUCACAUGAAGAAAGACAGGGUGUCGCUGUCAGGUUGUCUUGAAACUUGCGUUAUCGCUUGAUUUGCUGACAGCACAGUGUUUGUUACGGGUGUGAAUAGGACGAGGGACGAGCCUUUGGUCAAAGUAAACACCCUGUUAUCGCCCUAGCUUGUCUUUUAGCUCCUGCUGUUAUUGUUUAAAUCACCAGUGGAAGUGACACAGUUGAGCUAGCCAACAGGACGUCUGAAUGGGGUGGAGUUUCUAUUAGUGUCGCCGCACAGGCUGGAAUAACUCGAGGUGUCGUUUGUCAGUACGGGAAGACUGUGUCAGACAAAAUGUUAUUAAGAAGUUGCUGGAAAUCUCGUCAUAAAAACAGCGCUGGACCUGCUCCUUGUUGUUGUAUCCGACCUGGAUUGACAGCCUUGCUCUGGUUAUGUUUGACCCAGUUAGUGUGCGGCACUGGGGCAGUGAUGGAGACCAAGAACGUGGUCCAAAAAGAUGCAGAGUUUGAUGUGACGUACAACGACACGGUUACAAGCGAAAAUCAGACCAUCUAUGCUUUCAAUCACACCAUAUCCAGGAAUAAGACGGAGGGAGUACGUGUGACUGUGGAUGUGUUGUCACAGGGUUUGGAGAGUCCUAUUUUGUUUGUGGUGCGGCAGAAGCAAGCUGUACUGUCAUUCCAAGUCCCCCUCAUCCUUAGAGGCCUCUACCAGAGGAAGUAUCCUUACAAUCAUGUGGGCAGGACGUUGUGUCAGCCUCCAACACGGGCCGCCUCUGAAACACAGUACUUUUUUGUGGAUGUGUCUACCUUGUCCAGCCUAGGCACAAACUACCAGCUUAGGGUUAGCCGGGUUGAAAGCUUCACCCUUCAGACAGACAAGAAAUUCAGCUUCACCGCCUCACCAUCCCAACCUCAGUACUUUAAGUACGUGUUUCCAGAUGGCGUGGACACUGUGAUAGUUAAGGUCAACUCUGACAUGAACUUCCCCUGCUCCGUGAUGUCUGUCCAGGACAUCCAGUGCCCUGUCUAUGACCUGGACAACAAUGUAGCCUUCACUGGGAUGUACCAGACCAUCACCAAAAAAGGUGCUAUCACUGUGCAGAGAAAAGAUUUUCCCAGCUACAGUUUCUAUGUGGUGGUAGUGGUAAAAACAGAGGACGAGGCAUGUGGUGGUCCGCUGCGCUACUACCCUCUGCAGCCUGAUGAGCUGAUUGACGCCGGCAACCGCAGCAAAGUCCUCGAUGUGAUCGUCUUCCCUGCCAUCAACUCCAAUGUAUAUGUGAUGGGAAUGCUGUUCUGUCUGGGCAUCUUCCUUUCCUUCUACGUACUCACCUUCCUGGUAGCCUGUCUGGAGAACAAACGAAUGAAAAAGAAGAGAGAUGAGUUUGAGAACCCUGCUGACAUGUCGCCUGCUGAGACAGCCUCUCUGCUUGGAAAGAAUGGAGAUGGAAAGACUCCUGCCUCGCAGUAUGAAUACGGCUCUUUUGCUGACAACGGCAGCACGCUGAGCUCUGAGGCCAUCACUGACAGUGCCACGUCUACUGAUAACAAUUACGGAUACAUGGGACAGGAGUUUUUCAAACGUCGACCAAUCGUCAGUCAGCUUCACCACAUAGCCGUCCGCAUUGAGCGAUCGCUGGACAGCAUUGGGCGCAGCAGGCAAGAAUCUCUGAGCUCUGUGGAGGAGGACGACUACGACACGCUGGAUGACAUCAACUCAGACAAAAACAUAGUUCGCACCAAGAAAUUUCUGUGUGUGUCUGACCUGGCCCGCAAAGACAAGAGGAUCCUCAGCAAGAAAUACCAAAUCUACUUCUGGAACAUUGCCACCAUUGCUGUGUUCUACGCGUUGCCAGUCGUCCAGUUGGUCAUCACCUAUCAAACGGUAGUCAAUGUGACAGGAAACCAGGACAUUUGCUACUAUAACUUCCUGUGUGCCCACCCUAUGGGAGCUCUAAGUGCAUUCAACAACAUACUCAGUAACCUUGGUUACGUGAUGUUGGGACUUCUUUUCCUUCUCAUUGUCCUCAAAAGAGACAUUGUCCACAAUCGAGCGCUGGUCCGCAAUGAUCUCAACGCACUGGUAAGUGCUCAGUGUGAUGGAAUUAAGCCUAAAAAUGAUAAGGACCAGAAAAAAAAUGGCUUCACAGGAAGGAGUCAGUGUCUGAGUCAUUUUACUGAAGAAAAAGAAAAGGAACAGUCAGUUCAAAGAUUUGACAAAGGUCAUGUUUUGUUUGUACACAGUCCCAGCUGUGUGCGUUCACUUAUUUUAAUCUUUUCCUGUUUACCUCAUCGAAGCCCCUUCUGCCCCACGCUGCCUCAUGUUAGCACAAACAAAGCUUCAGGGCCUUAA